Molecule: messenger RNA, 2911 nt
Organism: Linum trigynum
Lineage: Eukaryota; Viridiplantae; Streptophyta; Magnoliopsida; Malpighiales; Linaceae
Source: the annotation of a GenBank genome assembly
GUCAUUUGUUAAAAUUACAUAGCUAUUUCGGUACUGAUCCAAACUUAAGUGACACUUAUCAGUCACCCUUAUUUUUAGAGAAAAUCCAGGAAAGCCGUUCAUUCCCGGGAAAAUAUGAGAAAGGAAAGAGAAUCAAUCCAUAUCAGUCUGUGUCGGUCACUGGCUGACGAUCGCUCAGAGCCAAUAAAAUCUGGUGUUCGUCAACCCCAUGGCUAACCGUUCCUUACUCUCCUCUUGUUGCUCCAAUCUCCCGCCAUUGAAACUACCCAGUGCCACAACUAGUAGACUCACCCGCUCUUCUUUAUUUUGCUGCUCAUCUUCCAAACCCAAUAAUGGCAACAACCAAAACCCAAUUUCCUUUACUUGCUUACAUUUCAAGCCCAAGCGAAAGCUUCCCAUGUCGCACCAUCAGCACUCGCUCCUCGCCUCUGGAGAUCACAAGCUGAGGUUCAAUGUCGAGUGUUCUGCUACUGGAGAGGAUACAGAUUCGCUUGUGGAUCAGGCGACUUCUGAAGAGUCUUUUCCAUGGACUUCUGUAAUCUUGCCGUUUGUUUUCCCAGCCUUGGGAGGUUUGCUAUUUGGAUAUGACAUUGGUGCUACUUCUGGUGCUACUAUAUCGUUGCAGUCACCUGAACUUAGUGGGACAACUUGGUUCAGUUUUUCAGCUGUGCAGCUUGGCCUUGUGGUCAGUGGUUCUCUUUAUGGAGCCCUUCUUGGCUCCCUCCUUGUUUAUCCGACUGCAGAUUUUCUGGGAAGGAGGAGGGAAUUGAUAAUAGCAGCAGGGCUAUAUCUGCUUGGAGGAUUCAUUACUGCUUCAGCUCCAGGCCUUGGUGUUCUUUUAGUAGGACGUCUCCUGUAUGGUCUGGGCAUUGGCAUGGCAAUGCAUGGUGCUCCACUCUAUAUAGCAGAAACAUGUCCAUCACAGAUUCGUGGAACUCUGAUCUCGCUGAAGGAACUCUUCAUAGUUCUGGGGAUUUUGCUGGGAUAUUUUGUGGGUAGCUUUCAAAUCAAUGCAGUUGGAGGUUGGCGUUACAUGUUUGGCCUAAGUGCCCCUGUAGCUUUGCUAAUGGGAAUCGGGAUGUGGAGUCUCCCAUCCUCUCCCCGCUGGUUGCUUCUGAGGGCAGUUCAGGGUAAAGCACCAUUACAGGAGUGCAAAGAGAAGGCCAUAUUAGCACUUAGCAAACUCAGGGGCCGCCCUUUAGGUGAUAAAUUUUCCGAAAAGGAAAUUGAAAGAAAUCUUAGCUCUCUGAAGUCGAGCUAUGCUGAUGAGGAAUCUGAGGGAAGUUUUCUAGAGGUGUUUCAAGGAUCAAGCUUGAAAGCCUUCAUUAUUGGUGGCGGGUUGGUGCUUUUUCAGCAGAUAACUGGGCAACCAAGUGUCCUCUAUUACGCAGGUUCAAUUCUCCAGACUGCUGGGUUUUCUGCCGCUGCUGAUGCAACACGAGUUUCUGUCGUCAUUGGUGUAUUCAAGUUUCUGAUGACAUCGGUCGCCGUCCUAAAAGUAGAUGAUCUUGGACGAAGACCCUUGCUGAUUGGAGGCGUUAGUGGAAUUGUUGUUUCCUUGCUUCUGCUGUCUGCUUAUUACAAAUUUCUGGGGGCGUUCCCCAUUGUAGCUGUUGCAGCUUUGCUUCUCUAUGUGGGUUGUUACCAGAUAUCAUUUGGGCCCAUUAGUUGGCUAAUGGUGUCAGAAAUUUUCCCUCUUCGCACCAGAGGAAAGGGAAUUAGUCUUGCAGUUCUGACAAACUUCGGCUCAAAUGCUCUCGUAACAUUUGCAUUCUCACCAUUGAAGGAGUUUCUCGGAGCUGAGAAUCUUUUCCUUGUUUUCGGGGCAAUAGCCGUUGUAGCACUCUUGUUCGCUAUAUUUGUCGUCCCAGAGACCAAAGGCCUGAGCUUGGAAGAAAUCGAGUCGAAAAUCUUGAAGUGAAAACCUCUGAAACUAUCUCCAAUCCAUAAAUAAGAGUCAGGCAGUGGCGUGUGUUGUUGUUUCGAUAUGGCUUUGUAUUGAAUGUAAAACAAAAACUUCUGAUUCUAUGUCGUCAACAGAACAGAUGACUGUUUGUCAGAGAAGUGCUUUCUCUCUGUUUCCUUGUUACUGAAGUAACACCCAAAAGCUCACCACAGAUAAGAAGCAUUAUAGAACUGAACUAUGACCUCCACAGACUAUCAACUUCUGAAUUCAUGGUACACUAACGACCUGUUGUGAUGAUUGAAUCCUGACUGCAGAAGGAAUUGAUAGAAGACCUACUGUAGCUCCCAAAGUCGGCGAAGUAAAGGUCAGAUCUCUCACUGUAGCUCCAAAAGUUGCUUACUCCAGCACUUUCCAGUGAUAUCUCGGGCAAUCUCGCGUCCCCGUGCAGGUACUGCAUCACUUCCCUCGUACUAGGACUUAAUGCUGACUCAUGAUGUGGACACACGGCCCUAAUUUCAGAACACCAUUUCCUCCCUGUCGUAGGUGCCCUGCAACCUGGAUCCACAGCACUAAAAAUGCCGUCUUGUUGUCAGCACUUUACAACCUAGUCCACCAGAAUCACCCCCUCGGUUACUGCUUCAGCCUAUACAGGCCGACGUCCACAGGCUACCUCCAACAUGAGCGACAGUUUCUGCUACUGGAGUUGCCUUCAAGUCUGGUAAGCUCUGGAGCUCAAUAAUCCAGUUACGUUCCUGCUACUUGUGUGGUUUUUUCAAUUUGUGCCUUGUUCAUGCAACCUAGCCAGGCCAAAAUCUCCCACUCUUCCAUUGCGAUUGGCAUCUAAAAGAGAUUGCUAGAUUUUAUGUCACUGUAAAUCACAACUUGUUCUAGCUCCUAGUGGAGAUACAAAAGUGCAGAUGCCGCUACUCGUAUGAUCCUCUGCCUCUGAGGCUAAUUCAAAGUUGGCUUCUUUUCAUCAUCCUUGAACAAAAACUGAUCAAGGCU